UAUAAUUAAAAACAAUGAUAAGAGAAGAUGAAAUUUUUGAACUUCAAAGUUGGAUUUUGGUUUUCAAUUUAAUUUAAAUCAUUUCCAAGUUUAAUUCAUUCUGUGUAGGUUUUAUAAAUCGUGUAUCAAUGGAUCAAAAUUCAAACAUCAUGUCUCAAAUAACCUCGCUCUGAUAUGGAUACCAGCUGAGUGAUUUUUUCCCGAGCCAAAAACAGUAUUUAUUUUCUAGUCAAAAACUCGCCUCUCCAAAAUCAUGAGUAAAAUUUCUAAACUUGGUACCGGAUCUUCGAAACGAUUCGUUUUGGACUCUGUUUCGCCUAUUUUACUUAUACCAUUAUUAGUCGUUAUUUCUAGUAUCAAUUUCUAUCUCACAUUGCUUGUUAUUUUCUUGGUGUUACCUGCCCUUCUAUGCCAUAUAUUCCUAAUUUUUAGAUUUUCCUUACCAAAGAAAAAGUUUUUCUAUGUUUGGAGCAUAGUCUCCAUGUUUUUCAUCUUUAUUUGUUUCGAAAUACUUAUCGUUCCUUUAAUGGUAAUCAGUCCGUCAGAGAAUGUGUUAUUCUAUGUGUUAUUUUGUGGUGUAAUAUUUUUCACCAAACGAAUACAAGGCAACUCUUCCCAAAACAUUACGAAAUUCGGCGUGUAUAAUAAAUUGCAAGAAAGGAAACCGUUCAUCGGUGAGAAAAGUAGCCCGUGCACUGGUUGCUCAGCUAGAGGUUCUAUUUCCGUAUCUUGUAGAUCGUGCAGAAAUUUGAUGCUGGAUGAGAAUCAUUAUAAUGCAUGGAUUGAUUGUUCUGUCGGCGAGUCUAAUCGUAACAAUUAUUAUGUCUUGUUACUCAUUUCAAUGGUAUGGUUGGCGUACACAUCGUACAUAAUUUUAACAACUAUUUGCGGAUCGUAUUUAGCAUUCAACAAAGUAUUGAUUCCCAGUGAUUGUAAUAACGUUUAUGCCACGAACAGAUCAGCAGUAUGUUUUGUCGGAGUUCUGUAUAGUGUCGAAAUCAUCGCGUUUAUUUCUGUCACUCUGAUGCGAGAAUUUGUUCAUACUGCUAAAUAACUGCAAUAACUUCAGCUUUAAAUUUUUAAAAUACAUCAAGCUUCUAUUAGUACUGGCAUCCUGUCGUUAUUUUGUGCACAUUUGUAGUUAGAACUAGUUCCGGUGAUAAUUCAUUUUUCACUGCAGAUCUUUUCUACGUCUGUUUUCAUAAGCUGAUUACUCUAAUGUACCUGUGUGAGUAAGAAGUGGUCUAAACUAAAACACUGCUAAAAAUCAAGUUUAUCGUUUUUCAAGUUGGAUGUUCCAGUUAUCACAGUUUUGAGUUUGUGGAUUUCUGUCAUUUUCAUGAUUUUACCGAAACAGAUCUUCAUUCAAAAUUAAUUGAUUACCUACUGAUAGGUACUUUGAUGUAUUCCAUUUCCAUACAAGUGGAGUGAUCUGCUCAAAGUCUGUCGCUAGAUUUUUGCAAAAAAUCACAGUUUCGGCAAUUUUUUAAUUUUUUGUGUAUAAAAUAUAAAUUGACUAUAGAGUAUAGAUUAAAAUUGUAUUGUCAAAACUCAAAACAAGAAUUAUUGUACUAUGUGAA
Molecule: messenger RNA, 1580 nt
Organism: Planococcus citri (citrus mealybug)
Lineage: Eukaryota; Metazoa; Arthropoda; Insecta; Hemiptera; Pseudococcidae
Gene: GABPI
Product: zinc finger DHHC-type palmitoyltransferase GABPI
Exons: 4
Coding region: 254-1054 (266 amino acids)
Molecular function (GO): palmitoyltransferase activity
Source: RefSeq, a predicted model, not a curated record